AUGCAAGAGAAUUAUCUAUUACAACCUCUAUUAAAAGAAUAAAAUAUCAUUUACAAAUCUUUUGUUUUUAGAUUAAUUGAUUAGAUGACUUAGAAGUAACCAGAAAGAUGUUGUGCUUUGGCUAUUAAUUAAAAUAAUAAUAUUUUGGCUGUUGGUUCUAGUUAUGAUAUAAAAUUGUAUUAAUUCAAAAAUGAAAGAUUAAAAUAUAUUCAAAAAGUAAAGAAACAUAAAUCAGUUGUGACAACAUUAAAUUUUAUGAAAAAUAAAUCAAAUUUAAUUUCUGGAUCAAUGGAUUCAUCAAUACUUAUAUGGACAUCUAAUUUUUAAAGUGAAAAAUAUAUAACAAAACUAUAGGUACAUUCAAAAUGGAUAAAUUGUUUAGUUACUCACUCAUUUAAAGAGUAAAUGAUUAUAUGUGGUUCUUUAAAAACAAUUAAAUUUUGGUAUUUUAAUGAAAUAUUAUCAACUUGGGUAAAUACAUAAACCAUAAUUGAACAUGAUAAUUAAAUUUAUGGAUUAUCAAUUAAUUAAAAUGGUAAUAAACUUUUAUCUUGUGGGAAUGAUAAUUAAAUAUUUAUAAUGGAAAGUUAAAUAAAUCAAGUAUGGUAAAUUAAACAAAAGAUUUAAGUAGAUUAUUGGGGUAUUAGAUUGGGUUUUAUAAAUGAUCAAACAUUUGCAUUUUAACCUUGCAAUGAUUGGAAUGGAUUCACACAUCUCAAUAUAUAUACUUAUAUAUCAACUCUUGGAGCUUACAUAAAAACAGAUUAAAUCAAAGUGGAAGGAAGUGAAUAAUCAUGUGAUGCUUUUUCACCUUAAUUCUACUCUAAUAAUAAUAUAUUGCUUUCCAAAAAUGGAUUUACUAUAAAUUUAAUAAAAUUCACAUAUUCUCAAUCUAAUUUAAAAUUGGAAGGCAAAUUAGUAUAAUCUAUUAAUUUCAACCAUUGGAAUUUAAUUGGAAUUAUGAGUGAAAAUGGAGAUUAUUUAAUUACUUGGGAUAAAAAAUCUUGUGAAAUACAAAUAAGAAAAUUAAAUAUUAUUUACUGA
Messenger RNA from Paramecium sonneborni, 1044 nucleotides. NCBI's taxonomy places the organism in Eukaryota, Ciliophora, Oligohymenophorea, Peniculida, Parameciidae. The record is from the annotation of a GenBank genome assembly.